This is a messenger RNA of Annulohypoxylon truncatum, 1458 nucleotides long. Its product is annotated as longevity assurance proteins LAG1/LAC1. Gene Ontology annotation, biological process: ceramide biosynthetic process. Lineage: Eukaryota; Fungi; Ascomycota; Sordariomycetes; Xylariales; Hypoxylaceae. Bases 1 to 1458 code for a protein of 485 amino acids. The transcript is spliced from 2 exons. Gene Ontology annotation, molecular function: sphingosine N-acyltransferase activity. The record is from RefSeq and is a predicted model, not a curated record. Gene Ontology annotation, cellular component: membrane.
AUGUCUCCGUCCGAGCCUUUUCCUAUUCUCAACACCUCGGCCGAUCAAUUGCACUCUGCAGCCGACGGAGGCGCGCGUCGACGUAGGAAGUCAAGCGGGCUAGGUGCUGACAUUAGGGUGGGAGAUACUGGCGCACCCAGUCUUCAAACGAGUCUUGAUCAUCUACAACUCAAUUCCAACUCAAGCUCGACUUCAGUAAACGGCCAAUUACAAAAGUCACCCUUGGACAAUAAAGAUAUUUCUAAAAAGGGUUCCAAACGUCGAAAAGCGCGGUCUUUCCUGCGUCGCUGCAAGCACUUCGCCAUCAAGCAUACUUGGGUCUUGCCCCUUGUUAUUCUGACAAUCUUUUUGUCGCUGUUGGCUAUCAAUCCGACCGAAUCGAAUCCUAUUUACCACUUCAUCUUCCUCUCCUACAAGCUCCCUCGCGAGCCUGGUGCCGACCCCGACACACCCGUGCAAUAUGGAAAGGGACUAUGGGAUAUUGCUUUUGUAGUUUUCUAUACCGUUGUGCUCUCGUUCACGCGCGAGUUCAUCAUGCAAGAGCUCCUCCGACCCCUUGCUAAAUAUGCUGGCUUAAAAUCGCGUGGCAAGCAAGCCCGGUUCAUGGAGCAAAUGUACACUGCCAUCUAUUUCGGUUUCUUGGGACCGGCUGGUAUGUACGUGAUGAGCAAGACUCCGAUUUGGUACUUCAACACCCGUGGCAUGUACGAGGGCUUCCCGCACAAGACACACGAGGCCGGUUUUAAGUUCUACUACCUAUUUCAGGCGGCCUACUGGGCCCAACAGGCCAUCGUUCUCCUGCUCGGUAUGGAGAAGCCCCGGAAGGAUUACAAGGAGCUCGUCGGACAUCACAUCGUUAGCUUGACACUUAUCGCCCUCAGCUACCGUUUCCAUUUCACGUACCUCGGUAUCGCUGUUUACAUCACGCACGACAUCAGCGACUUCUUCCUUGCAACAUCAAAGAGUCUCAACUACAUCGAUCAUCCUCUCGUGGGACCCUACUUCUUCGUCUUUAUGUGUUCCUGGGCCUAUCUACGUCACUAUCUGAACCUUCGCAUUCUGUACUCGCUUUUCACUGAGUUCAAGACUAUCGGACCCUAUGAGCUAAACUGGGAAACUGGGCAAUACAAGUGCGAGUUGGCUUUCUGGAUCACUCUCACCCUCUUGUCGUCGCUGCAAGCUCUCAACCUGUUCUGGUUUUUCUUCAUCUUGAGGAUUGGCUAUCGAUUUGUUGUCUACAACCAGGCGGACGAUGACCGAUCUGAGGCCGAGGAGUCUGAGAUUGAGGAGCUAGAGCGCAAGAAGGCAGAGAAGCCGAACUCGAUCGAAAGCAAGGGUACUGAAGCAACGCCGUUGCUUAACGGCGACGCCAACACGAAUGGAAACGCGAACGGUGUUCUCAAGGCCCGCCCAAACGGAGCGGCGUCAUCGCAGUCGAAAAAGAAGUCAACGCGAUAG